UCUGUCAUCGGAGAUCUCAACCCCAGAUCCUCAAGGCAGAUGGCCUCCACCUUCAGCAUCUUCAAGGUCCCACAGCAUGGAAGGAGAAAGUUACAACAUCUACAAUGCCAUUUAUGCUGUGGCACACGCAUUACAUGCAAUGCAUGGAUCUGGAGAACGACCAAUCAUAAUGAGGCUUGGAAAGAGGAUCUCAAAUAUUCAAUCAUGGCAGAUUCUCCCCUAUCUGAGGAACAUCAAGUUCAACAACAGUGCUGGAGAGGAAGUCUCCUUCUCAGAAAGUGGAUUGGUGUCUACUCGUUAUGAUCUUGUCAACUGGCUUUUCCUCCCCAAUCAAUCUUUUGUCCCCAUGAAAGUUGGGCAAAUAGAUUCCACAGCUUCCCAAGGACAAGAUUUCACCACUAACUCCAAUGAAAUCAUCUGGGUCACAAAGAAGGUGCCCUUUGCCAGGUGUGGCAUGAAGAGAUGCCAGGCAGGAGAGAGGAGAAGCGUUCCAGAGGGCGAGCCAGUUUGCUGCUACCAAUGUGACCAUUGUCCAGAAGGAACCAUUUCUAAUCAGACAGAGGAGCAGGAUUGCAGCUCCGGAUCAUCCCAGCAAGACCGGAAAGGUGCGGAGGCCUCAGCCUGGGCCUCCCUGGAGCAUUCAGGGAAUGAAAAGCUGUAG
Messenger RNA from Pantherophis guttatus, 661 nucleotides. NCBI's taxonomy places the organism in Eukaryota, Metazoa, Chordata, Lepidosauria, Squamata, Colubridae. The record is from RefSeq and is a predicted model, not a curated record.